Messenger RNA from Botrytis fragariae, 762 nucleotides. RefSeq lists its product as uncharacterized. The record is from RefSeq and is a predicted model, not a curated record. The transcript is spliced from 2 exons. Bases 1 to 762 code for a protein of 253 amino acids. NCBI's taxonomy places the organism in Eukaryota, Fungi, Ascomycota, Leotiomycetes, Helotiales, Sclerotiniaceae.
AUGUCACCACCACCAUCACUUUAUGUCUACCCAGAACGUAAACGCGAACGUAGACGCACACGUACACAGACCCAUCAUGAUUCCUCUACCCGCAGCCCUUCAACAGCAUCCACCCUCCACUCCCCAAUCUCCAAUGGUAGCGUCGAUUCCUUAGGCAAACCUCGACUCGCUGACCAAACCCAACAUCAAUCCCAUCGAUCCCGCCACGUCCGUCCUCCUUCCCACUCCACAAACAAUACAUCCAAUGAACGUGUAUCGCACUCCCGCUCCCCCGCUGCUUUCCCCUCUACCAUAGCCCUUCCUACCCCUCAAGCUUCAGCUCCUACCCGUCUCCCACCUUCUCCUCCAUACACCAUUUCACACCCAGCAACUCUCUCGAGCGCCUCCACACUCAUUUCGACUCAAGCACCUCCCAUUGCACUCGAAUUCCUCAAUUUCUUAGAUGACCUGGGAAUUUUGAUGCUAUGCAAACCGCUUCUAGAAUUAUCGAGUGAGGUGAGGAGUGUUAGUGAGAGGAGUAGGGAGAAGAGACGUUCUGCUAGUAGCGGAAAGAGUAAGGGGAAUGAGGGGUUGAAGCCGAGGGGGAAGAGGGAGAGUCCGAGGGGCAUGAGAGAGACUGGGAAGCAGGCUGAGAGUAUUAGCGGUAUUGGAAGUGGGAGUGAAAGGAUUAGUGGUGCGAAUAGAAGAAGGAGUGAGAGGGCGGCUAGUAGUAUUGCCGCGAGUCACUUGGGACAGAGCUUGAGAGGGGCCGCACCUAAAUAA